Messenger RNA from Strongylus vulgaris, 947 nucleotides. The record is from the annotation of a GenBank genome assembly. Lineage: Eukaryota; Metazoa; Nematoda; Chromadorea; Rhabditida; Strongylidae.
AUGUCUUGCCUGCCGAUGAUGCCCGCAGCCGCCUGCAUGUCACUAUGCCGACAACCAUGUGAGCAGAAGUGUGCACAAUUUACUCCGAUUCUAAACAAAUGCCUUCCCGCAUGCAAACCGACCUGUUCACCUCAGUGCAUGAGCCAAGCCGUGAUGAAUCCUGCCCUAGUAUCUUCACUUCAACAAUUAUUCCCAACAGUUAAAAAACUAGUCAGGCCAGCCGCAACAGCUGCAGCCUUACAGGCUGCAGACCUGCCAGCGAUGCCAAAUGCUAACGGAGGAAGCCAUUCAGUGCUAUCAUUUGUUGACUCACCAUCUUACAUUGGAGAACCUAAUCAACCUCAGGAUUAUGCACCUAUUCGGGGAUCUCUUCCCGAAGAGGCCAUGCCACCAGCAUCGCUCCGAGGACCUCUUCCUGAAGAAGCCAUGGUACCACCAGCAUUCCGGGGUCCUCUUCCUGAAGAAGCCAUGCCGCCAGCACCGUUCCGAGGACCUGCUCCUGGAGAGGCCAUGCCUCUUGUUGCCGACCCUCCUUCAGAAGCUGAGCAGCUGGACCAAUAUCCGCCAUCAACUCUUCCACCUGAGUCUCUCCGAUCAGUUGGCCCAGAAACUCAGCUUCCACCAUCUGCAGCGGAUCAGGCAGGACCCAUUGUGACAUCGGAAGCAUACCAACAAUCGUUUGGAGAACCUAUAUCUUCAACGUACGGUCGCGAGUUCAUGAGUGAAGCAGGUCGCGAUUUUAUGGGUGGAGAACGUGGAGCACAUCGCGGCUUUAUGGGUAGACCACAGGAAGAUGAAGAUUUUUGGCGAAGGAGGUUCAUCUCCAAAAAGCGAAUUGACUUGAAGAGGUAUGGAACCAAUCAGUUCUCUAUUUGCACUCUCCAAAAAAACUUUCCAUUCAGAUUAAAUAUGGCAUCGUCGAAUAUCAGCCACCUUCCUGCCUGAAG